Molecule: messenger RNA, 2123 nt
Organism: Syngnathus acus (greater pipefish)
Lineage: Eukaryota; Metazoa; Chordata; Actinopteri; Syngnathiformes; Syngnathidae
Gene: dpt
Product: dermatopontin
Exons: 6
Coding region: 1354-1941 (195 amino acids)
Biological process (GO): collagen fibril organization
Cellular component (GO): extracellular matrix
Molecular function (GO): extracellular matrix structural constituent
Source: RefSeq, a predicted model, not a curated record
GGGUCACAAAGGGGCAGCGAACGAACCAAUCAGAGUGGCGUGCUGCUCUAUGACGUCAUGAUAAAGGCAGUGUCGAAGAGGAGGGGGGAUUCAAAGAAGGGGAAAAAAAUGUCGUUCAGUUGCCAAGAGCUGUAAAAGACAAAAUGGGCCAGGUGCCAUAGCAACCGUACCCCCCACCACACGUCCCGCCUUCCCUAUCAAACGUAGUUGGUGACGCCACUCCCUUGAUUGACGUGAAGUCGAAGACGAUGAAACUCUUGAUUGAUUGAUUGAUUGAUAUCUUUAUUUCGAACAUAUUUAAUAUUUACAUUUAUUUUGCAAUAAUACAUAUUUUAUUUAAAAUAAAACAAAUAACACUAUUGAUGUGUGGCUUCCAACUCAGCCUGACAUCUAUUAUAACCCCAAGAAAUUUGGUUUCCUGCACCCUUUCAAUUUCAGUCCCAUCUAUUUCUAUUCGUACCUUUAUGUUCGCUGUGCCUUUGCCAAAUAACAUAAACUUGGUCUUGCAUACAUUUAAUGAUAAUUUGUUCCAGUCAAGCCAUAUUUUAUAUUUUUUUCAUUUCCUCAUUUAACACUGAUUCCACUUGUUGGAUGUUAUUACCUGAACAAAAGAUAUUGGUGUCAUCUGCAAAAUUGACGAGUUUUAGUUCUUUAGAUACAGUGCACUUAUCAUUUAAAUACAAAAUAAACAAUUUAGGGCCUAAUACUGACCCUUGAUUUUGUCUAAAAACCAGGAAACCAGGAAAAAAAUAUCAUUCUGAAAAUUGUCAACAGCUAUUCCCAUAGGUACACUGAAAAAUAAAAUCACCUUGCCUUCUUACCAGAUCCUUACCUUCUUACCAGCUUAUACCAUAAAAAUCUGGUAAAGAUUUGUUCUCUAAAGAAAUAUGUGUUUGAAGAUAAUUGCUGAAAACGUGCAAUGUAGUACUCAUUUGUGGAGAUUAAUCAUUGAUCAUGAUUUGGUUCCAUUACACCUUAUCAUGCUCAUUACUACCAACCGCAAGUUUGGCAAAGAAAAGCAUUAUCCUCUAGUCAGAACAAACAGCAGGUAAUUGUCAUUUUCUUGUACACUCUUGUUUUUCUGCUCCCUUUUUAUUCCUAACAGACUAAUGUUUUCAUCUGUUUGUGUGCCAGAUAAAAUUAAAACUUGGACGUGGCAUGGGCCCUAAACAACGAACCAAUUGGGAAUGUUGUUGCAGCUCUGGAUGAAGAGUCCACCUUAAAAUGUCCGUGGAGGUCCAACGACUUCUGGCCCUCGGCGACUCAUUUGUAUCCACGCAGGAUGCCAAACAUCUGAAGCCUUUAUAAGCGGGACUUUGCCAGGGAGAGCGCCACAAGUCUUCACCCGUCGACAUGAAUCCAGUUCUGGUGGUGCUGGCCUGGUCCCUGGUGGUCUCGGUCCAGGCUCAGUCUGAGUCUCAGUUGCAUGAUCACCAGGACAUGGGGUGGAUCAACGGCUACCGUCAAGGUUUCAACUUCCAGUGCCCCCACGGCGAAGCCUUGGUGGCUAUCAGGAGUUACUUCAGCGCCGCCGACGGUUCCGACCGCCUCUGGUCCUUUGAGUGCCAGCCCACGCCCGAGGGGUUGGGACACCCCACCGACUGCUGGUGGGACGACAUCAACCGUGCCGGCCUGGAAUGGACUUCAAAGUGCACCCGUAACGGCUUGGUGGCAGGCGUGCAGAGUAAAUACUUUCCCAGCGUCUUGGACCGAGAAUGGCAAUUCUACUGCUGCUACUACAAACGCCGAUGUCCAUACGACUGCAUGAAGACCAAUGACAUUCCCGAAUACCACCAUGAGGAGGGCGAGCUGGUGAUUCCUAGCUACGGCUUCUUCAUCCGAGGAGCUCAAACCACCUUCAGCGGAGUGCUAAGGGAUCGCCAGUGGAAGUACAUCUUGUGCAGGAUGACCGACUUCGACUGCGAAUUUGAGAAUUUAUAGACUCAUCCAAGGAAGGUGUCGUAAUUACAACCAUGUGGUUACGUUCCGCGGGCCUCGUAUAAUUUACUAGCAUGCAAAAUCCACGUCAAAACAUUUAAACAACAAAAGUUGUGCUCAGUUUCAAGAAGCUGUAGAAACUAAUGUUCUAUAACCACACAAUUAAAAGUCUCAUUUCCUUUCCA